AUGGCCGAGCUCACCCCACCUUCAUCACACAACUCAACUCCCGUCCGCCCACCAGCCGACGAGCUCCCACCUCCAUCGCCUACAGCCGGACUCGGUACCAGAUCCCACCAUCCACUGAUGAAGAGCACAUCGAUGGACGUGGACGAUCACCUGUCCGAUACUGACUCUUCGGGUAGCACUGGAGAGAUAGUGCAGGGUGAAGAUGGAGAGGACGAGUUGGAAGCACGGGAAGAAGGGGAUGAAAUUAUGGGUUCUUCCUCUGGUGAAGAUGAACUUGAACCAGGACAAGUACCUUUGAGUGAAGAAGGUGGAAAAGGGAAGGGUAAGGAGACUAGAGAAGGGGGAAUGAGACGAGGAAAAUUGAGGAACAAACGUUCCAGGAAACAACAACCUCGAUCUACAGCUCAAGGAUCACUCAUGACUUCAUCCAAACUGUCUCGAGGAGGAGGAGGAGGAAAGAAAGAUGGGGAUUUGUGGGAGAGUGAGAUUGUCGAUAGAUGGAAUAUUGAAAUCGGUGAUGUCUGCUCUGAUGACAUCGUGGCUACUUCAUCGAAUCCUAUCGUCUCUAGUCAAAGUCAACUCAUCCCUGCUUGA
This is a messenger RNA of Kwoniella botswanensis, 594 nucleotides long. RefSeq lists its product as uncharacterized. Lineage: Eukaryota; Fungi; Basidiomycota; Tremellomycetes; Tremellales; Cryptococcaceae. The transcript is spliced from 3 exons. Bases 1 to 594 code for a protein of 197 amino acids. The record is from RefSeq and is a predicted model, not a curated record.